Molecule: messenger RNA, 1233 nt
Organism: Gilbertella persicaria
Lineage: Eukaryota; Fungi; Mucoromycota; Mucoromycetes; Mucorales; Choanephoraceae
Product: pantothenate kinase
Exons: 8
Coding region: 1-1233 (410 amino acids)
Biological process (GO): coenzyme A biosynthetic process
Cellular component (GO): cytosol; nucleus
Molecular function (GO): ATP binding; pantothenate kinase activity
Source: RefSeq, a predicted model, not a curated record
AUGAGCAAUAAUAAAGCUUCUGUUAUGAACGUAGCUGGUGCUUCAGUAUCUGAGUCUAUUCUUGCAGCAAACGAAACAAGAGAUAUUGUAUUACCAAACCAAACAGAACACGUUGCCCAUAUAGCUGUUGACAUUGGCGGUUCACUAGCAAAGAUAGUAUACUUUACUUCCUCGGCAGAAAACAGAUCAGGUGGUCGACUCCACUUCAAAAAAAUCGAAACAGAACGAAUCGACGAGUGUAUUGAUUUUCUUGCGGAACUCAUGGCAGAUGCUCGUAUGUUAAAACCCGACAAUAAGAAUCUCGUCUUGAAAGCCACUGGAGGGGGUGCUUAUUUGUUCUACGAGAAACUUAAGGAGCGCUUACCAGGAGCUAUUAUUCAAAAAGAAGAUGAAAUGGAUUGUCUUAUUACAGGAUUGAAUUUUUUUAUUACAGAGAUACCCUAUGAAGUCUUUACUUAUAAUGAGCAAGAAGCAGAUCCAAUGCAAUUCGAACAAAAGGCACAAAACAUCUACCCGUACAUGCUUGUUAAUAUUGGAUCUGGUGUCAGCAUAUUGAAAGUGACAGGUCCUGAUGAGUUCUCGAGAAUUAGCGGUACUUCUCUUGGUGGAGGUACUUUGUGGGGCUUAAUGUCACUAUUAACCAAAGCAACUUCAUUUGAUGAAAUGCUGGAGAUAUCCAAAGAUGGUGACAACAAAAAUGUCGAUUUACUUGUGGGUGAUAUCUACGGUACUGAUUAUACCAAGUUGGGCCUCAAGGCAACCAAGAUUGCUUCGAGUUUUGGUAAAGUCUUCAAGAAGGGUGUGCAACAAUCACAGGAUAACUUCAACCCAGCUGAUAUUGCAAAGAGUUUGUUGUUCAUGGUCAGUAAUAACAUUGGACAAAUUGCUUACCUCAAUGCCAAACAACACAAUUUAAAACGUAUUUAUUUUGGUGGAUGCUUUAUCCGAGGCCAUCCUAUUACAAUGAAUACACUUUCUUAUGCCAUUGAUUUUUGGUCUAAUGGCGAUAUGAAAGCCUUGUUUUUAAGACAUGAAGGGCACUUGGGCGCAACAGGCGCUUUCUUAAAGCAUUCUGUUAUUCGUAGAGCACGCCACUCGUUUUCUUUCUCUGAAAACAAUUUUGUUCCUGUAAUCAAUCCCGAUCCUAAAGAUGUAUAUGGUGUAUUAGAAGAAACGAAUGUUGAGCUUCGAGCACCCGAAAAUGAAUCUGAUUUGACUAAAGAAGAGAAAUAG